Aethina tumida (small hive beetle) is the source of this 2696-nucleotide messenger RNA. RefSeq names its product SET and MYND domain-containing protein 4. NCBI's taxonomy places the organism in Eukaryota, Metazoa, Arthropoda, Insecta, Coleoptera, Nitidulidae. The record is from RefSeq and is a predicted model, not a curated record. The transcript is spliced from 12 exons. Bases 503 to 2368 code for a protein of 621 amino acids. Gene Ontology annotation, molecular function: protein binding.
GCCAAUAUAAAUAAUUAAAAAUUACAUGUAAAUAUAAUGUCAAUAUAAAUUACAUAUAUUGGAAUCCAAUUAAAAUAGUUCAGUUCACCUUAAUAAUUUGCUCUAAUUAUGGCCACUGCUGUACAUAUACAUUCAAACAAUUUUUGUUUUGCCCAAUGAAAGACAACGUCAAUAAAGAGAAUUAAUAUAAACAUUUUAAAUAAAUUUUAUCUAUUAUAUUUACAAAGGUUGAUUAAUAAAUAAUUCUUCGAACGAAAUCACAACACGUUCCGACACCACGACUUAACGUUGAAGUUUCGAAGUUCGAAAUGCAAAUCGCAACAAGUAAUGUUUUGAUGACGUUUAUCGUUUUUUCAGCGAACUGUUCUGUCGUUUACACCCUCAGCCGCAUGGGUACGUUCGCGAUCAAGGCUGUUUAAUUAGUCCGCCGAAAGAGUCGAGAGGGUACGCACGUGCCUUGUGUGUGAGCGCUCAAUCAUUUAGGUCCCAAUCCACAACAACCAUGGAUCAUUUUGAAAUUUUUAAGAAAUAUUAUGAAAAAAUAGUAAAAAAUGGGAAACUAAACGAAAUCAUUAAAGAAUGCCGGAAUAUGGAACCAACAUGCUCCAUGCACGAGACCACAACCGUAAAAAACCCCGACAAUUAUUUAAAUGUCUGCGGACCGGAAAUCUUGUCACCCAACGACAAACUCAUGAACACCAGCUCUUCAGUUAAAUCCAGAUCUUUUAGAUUCCACAAAACGAAAGGUGUGCAAUUAACAGCCAACGAGUUCAUACCCAAAGACACGGUACUAAUCCGUGAGCGUCCGACCAUCUUGCAACUGUAUCCGCCCUGCGAGUGCCUCAGUUUGGACCAGACUCUGUACAGGUGCCACAACUGCGCCUUCGCCAUGCUCAAAAGCAUCUCGUGUGAGCAUUGCGACAUGGUGGCCUACUGCAGCCGGGCCUGCCUGGUGGAGGCCAACAACACGUUCCACAAGUACGAGUGUUACGGCUUCCAGAGGCACUACUGGCCCAUGAUGAACACCGACCACUCGUACAUGGCCAUGCGGAUGAUGCUGUACGGCGUCGACUAUUUGGACGACAUGAAACCACCGCCACCCGACGAGUCGGCAGUCAACCCCAGCGGAAGGUACGGCUAUCCGGCCAUCUACUACAUGAGCUCGCACCUCGGCAGGCUCAAACCUAAGGACCUGGAUGAGAUUUGUUAUAAGGUGACCAGGUCUCUGGUGUACUUGAUCGACAAGACACGGUUCUUCCACAAGUACCAGGACCGUUUGUACGACAUGUAUCUCCACGUCGGUGGCUUGAUGUUGCAUCAUUAUUGUCAGGCCGAAGCUCAAGUGGUUUACGUGGAAUAUCCCAACCUCGCCGAAGGUUAUGGGUUUGAAAUCAUUGGAGGGAGGGGCCAGGCCAUUUGUCCCACCAUAAGUAUGAUGAACCACUCAUGCAAGGCCAAUUGUAUUAUAAUAGUGUUCAGUGACUCCAUCGUUGUAAAGUCAAUCCGAGACAUUAAGAAAAACGAAGAAUUGACCAUUCAUUACAUGGAAGUUAAUCCAUUCUUGACAACUGAAUUUAGACAAUUAGUCACCAAGGAGUUACAUUUCUUUGAAUGUAAAUGUGAAAGAUGCUUGAGUGACAUGUACUUUAGUGACAAAUAUUACUCGUGUUUAAAUUGUGGAGAACGAGUGAAGAGCUUCUGGGACACCGAUGAAUAUUUAAUAAUGUGCGACACUUGCGAACAAAUUAUACCUACAGGCAAGCACGAGAAGUUACUAGCUAUGAUAAAUAAUUUAAAAAAAGAAAACCCAAUGUCCCAAAAAUCAUUAUGUUUGAUCAUGAGAAUUGCUAGUAGAGUAUACCAUUGUGACUCUCUUGAAUUGGCAACUGAGUUUUAUUACAUAUGCAAUUAUUUUUUCGAGCUGGCCACCCGUGAAGGUGUGCACAACAUGAGCCAGUUGAGCUGUGGCUUAAGCUCGUUCAGGAUCAGAGACGCCUUCAUGUCGGGCACCCACAAAAAGUACGUAUUAGCCAAACUGGAGUUCUUUGAGAAAAUGCUCCACAGGAUGAUUGUGUGCGAGGAUCUCAACGAAGAAAUAAGAGGAAAGGUUGACAAAAAUCAUAAGCCAUUACGAGACUUCGUAACUAUGGAAGUUCGAUAUGUGAUAAACGAAUGGAACAAACAGCUACAAGCAGUUGCUGCCGUAGUACUAAACUAUAUACCACCUUUUAAUACCAAAUUCCAGAAAUUACUAACAAGCACCAAAGAAGUGGCAUGUCAAAUUUUAAACAUGCACAGUACGCCUCACGUUCUUACGCCAAUUACUAACACCGAAAAUUCGAAUAAACGCAGAUUGAGGCGAAAGUGAACAUCUUUGUUCAGUUGUGAUAUAUUUAAUUAAGUAUGUUUGUUACUUGAAUGAAUGUUUUUGUUUGUUCUUUAUUUACUUUAUUUAGUACAAGUUUGUGCCAAAAGACGACAAUAUUAGCAAUUAAUGUGUUAAAUGUUUUUUUCUAAAUGUUUUUAUACUUAUGUUUAAAUGACUUUAAUAUCGUUUAAUAAUGAUUUAUUAAAGUUACUGUUUUUUUUUUGCUUUUAAUAUUGUCCGUCUAUAAAUGUUCCUAAUAACAAAGUAUUAUGACUGCAGUAUUAUACUUUUACUGUAAAUUUAAGACAAUAAAUGUUUUACAAUUAAA